UUCCUGUGGGACUCUGCCUUUCCUGCUUCCCAAGAGCCCAGGCGCAGGGGCCGCGAGCUGCCACCGUUUGUACCAACUGCCAUCACUGUGGCAAAGCCAGCGGCCACACCAUGCUGCCUUUGUUCCUGGUCCUCUCAUGCCUGGGCCAACUGAUCAUUGCGGACCAGGAGUCUGAAACACCACUUCUGCAGAUCACAGUGCCACAGAAAAUCGAGAACAACAACAUCAAGGAUGACAAGGCGGCAGAAACGCACGUCACUUACUUGGUCAGAAUUGAGGGCAAAACAUACACAUUCCAGCUUGAAAAACAGUCAUUUUUACAUCCACGUUUUAUGGCAUAUUCAUAUACCAAGUUAGGAACAUUGCAAAGGGACUUUUCUUUAGUAAAGGGUCAUUGCUUUUAUCAAGGACACGCUGCUGAGAUCCCAGCAUCAACUGUGACCCUCAGCAUUUGCUCAGGUCUCAGGGGCUUGUUACAGUUAGAGAAUAUCACUUAUGGAAUUGAGCCAUUAGAGUCUUCAGCUACAUUUGAACACAUGAUUUAUCAAAUAAAGAAUAACAAAAUUGAUUAUUCCCCCUUAAAAGAAAACUUAAAUCCCCAGCAUGAAAGUCAGUCCUACCGAAUUCUUGUAAAACCAGAGAAAGCUUCAAAUAUGUCACUAAUGAAGAGGACUCUACUUGUGAAGAUCAUCAUGGAUAAAGCCAUGUUUGACCAUAUGGGCUCCAAGAUGGAAAUUGCGAUUCAGAAAGUUGUUAAUAUCUUUGGUCUCAUUAACACCAUGUUUUCCCAGCUGAAGGUGACUGUGAUGUUAACCUCUGUAGAGAUCUGGUCAGACCAAAACAAGAUUGAAACAAGUGGGGAUGCUGAUGAAGUUCUGCAAAGGUUUCUACUGUGGAAACAAAACCAAACACUGGAAAGAACAAAGGUUAUCACAUAUUUACUCCUGUAUAAGGAUGACCCUGAUUAUGUGGGAGCAACAUAUCAUGGGAUGGCCUGCAACCCAAAGUUUACAGCAGGAAUCGCUCUGCACCCAAAGACUUUAACCAUGGAGGGCUUUGCUGCUGUCCUGUCUCAGCUGCUAGGGAUUAACCUGGGGUUAACAUAUGAUGAUGUCUACAACUGCUUCUGUCCUGGAAGCACAUGCAUAAUGAACCCUUCAGCAAUACGUUCCCAGGGCAUAAAGGUUUUUAGCAGUUGCAGCAUGGAUGCAUUCAAACAGCUGGCUUCACAGCCUGACCUAGACUGCCUCAAGAAGAAACCAGAGUCAGAGUUUAUCGCUCUAAACCAAACCAAAUUGCUGUGUGGCAACAACAAAUUGGAGGCUCCAGAGGAGUGUGACUGUGGCCCACCAGAGCACUGUACCCAUCCAAAUUGCUGUAACCCCGAGGAUUGUACUCUGUUAAAGUCUUCGAAGUGUGGAACAGGGCCAUGCUGUGACAAAAGGUCAUGCAAGAUAGCCGAAAGGGGGCGCCCUUGUAGAAGAAGUAAAGACCUGUGUGACUUCCCUGAGUUCUGCAAUGGAUUAUCUGAAUACUGCGUGCCAGACACAAAAGCUGCUGAUUUAGAACCCUGCAACAACAGGACUGCCUAUUGCUAUGGUGGGAUUUGCCGAGACCUGGAUAGGCAGUGCAUGGAUUUAUUUGGAAAACAUGCUAAGGGUCCUAAUUACUUGUGCAUGCAAGAAGUGAAUAAUCAAAAUGACAAAUUCGGAAACUGUCAUGGACGCUGUAAUUACAGUGCUUUGCUUUGUGGGAAAGUGGCUUGCUAUUGGAACCACGUAGAAAUCAUUCAAACAAAAAAAUAUGAUCUCCAGUAUACUUACAUUGGAGGCCAGGUGUGUGUGUCCGCACACUUAAGAAACACUAAGGAAAUUGAUGAAAGCUAUGUACAUGAUGGUACCAUUUGUGGUAGUGGCAAGGCUUGUAUCCGAGGGCAGUGCUUGCGUGUGCAUGCCUACAGAGGAACUUUAGCGUGUGACUCCGAUGAUAAGUGCCAAGGACAAGGGAUUUGCAACAAUCUAAAUAACUGCCACUGUGAAGCUGGCUUUGCCCCUCCAGAGUGCGACAUGACACCUUCAUCUCCAGGAGGGAGCCUGGACGAUGGAUUUUGGCUGCCCAUGGAUAGAAGCACACCUUUGGUUGUCCAGCAACGUGGUACUCGCUUUAAAAAGGGACUUCUGAUCAGUUUCUAUGUUUUUCUACCUUUCCUCAUCAUGUUUGCCAUCUUUGUUGUUAAACGGAAUAUCACAAAGGGAUUCUGGCAGAAGGAAGAGGCUGUAAGUGGAGGAUUACCAAACUCCUAUCCAUGCUCACAACCUUUUAGGACAUACUCUCCAGACGGAGCAGUAAAGAAGUUUGCAAAAAUUGCCUAA
Molecule: messenger RNA, 2372 nt
Organism: Phodopus roborovskii (desert hamster)
Lineage: Eukaryota; Metazoa; Chordata; Mammalia; Rodentia; Cricetidae
Product: A disintegrin and metallopeptidase domain 3
Exons: 20
Coding region: 111-2372 (753 amino acids)
Biological process (GO): cell adhesion; binding of sperm to zona pellucida; proteolysis
Cellular component (GO): plasma membrane
Molecular function (GO): metalloendopeptidase activity
Source: RefSeq, a predicted model, not a curated record